AUGCAUAUAAAUACUUCUGUUUACCAUUUAAGCGGGAAGAACUAUGAAAAUGGGGCAAUGCUAAGCUUAGCAUUGACUUCAGUUUCAAGAAAUAUACUUAUUUCGCAUGCAAACUUUCAAAAAUCGUUUAGUUCAUUUUUUCAUGCAUCAAAUUCGAAUUUUAAUCUCGAAUUGACUCACUCCCGUUUCAAGAAAUUCCUUUCCUCCACAAUUAAAGUCGUUUCGGAUAAAUACGCUUUACUCGACACGAGAUCACGUGUAGUUUUUACCAGAAAGUUUGAUAUUUUCAUGAAUGAUUGUUCUUUCACAGAAUGCACUGCACAAGGACUCGGUGUUGAUGGCCAUGGCGGCGCUAUUUGCAUAUUUGUUCCUGUAGAAGGCUUAUUUGACCUCAAUCUUGAGAGAAUCAACUUUUACAAGUGCUACGCCAAGUCUAGUGGUGGCAGUCUAUUCACAUUUACCAAGUUAUUUAAAUCUGUUGUCGUUUGUUUUACUGAAUCAUUUGCAGCUAAAAACACAAUCGCGUAUGUUCAGUCAAAUCAAAUAAUAAUGAACAAUUCCUUCUGCAAUAAUAACAAAUAUAUCGAUCAAUUCAAUCCAUCUUCAACAACUUUUGGAUUUCGUGGGGAAACAAUUACUCAACAAGAAAUGAACAUGUCACAAUCAGUCACUGACAUGGGAUUUUCGUGUUUCCAUCUCAAUGGAUAUAAUUUAUUCACUUCAAAUUAUAAUAUUUUUCAUAGCUGCUCAUCAGAGUCCGCAAUUAACAGUCACAGUAUCGGAAAGCCUGCAACAUUACUCCAGAAUACAAUGUUUAUCAAUGAUACCUACAAAUCUGUUUUCAUUUCGACAGAUGUUCCAAUUUCAAUACAACAAACGUGUUUCGCUAUAACAUCGAACAGAAUUAUAGCAAGUAGUGAUGUUGCACUCCUCUCAUUCAGGAAUUGUUACUUUAAUGGCACAGAAAACGAUUGGAAUCUUUAUCUUAGCGGUGUUCAAACUGAAAGUAACAUAUUUGGAUCCAAUAUUCUUGAUUAUACCCAGAUAUCACUAUACGAUGCACAAGCUGGCUGCAGAGAUCAUGAAAUGAACUUUAAAUACAAAAAGGAUGCAGAAGCAGCCAAAGACGAUGUAGAAUCACCUAGUUUUGCUAAAAUUGUAGUUAAACUAUUACCAACAAUCAUAGGUUUAGCGCUUAUUUUCGUAAUUGUUAUUAUGAUCAUGCGCAAGAAGAAGAAAAUCCUUCAGAAACCACCAACAAUCUUUUCAAAAUAG
This is a messenger RNA of Trichomonas vaginalis G3, 1275 nucleotides long. RefSeq lists its product as uncharacterized. Lineage: Eukaryota; Parabasalia; Trichomonadida; Trichomonadidae. The coding region runs from base 1 to 1275 and encodes 424 amino acids. The record is from RefSeq and is a predicted model, not a curated record. The transcript has a single exon.